AUGGCCGGCCCCCAAGAAACCUCAGAUACCAGUCUCGACGACAAGGCGAUUCAACACAUGCAAGGCCCACCUACCAGCACUGAUGUCGAAAAGCAGCACGACCAACAACUGAUGGCACACAAAAAAUCAGUCUACGCCGGCCUGGGUUGGUUAGACCGUCUUCUCGUCCUCUGGAUCUUUUUAGCCAUCGUUAUUGGCAUCUUACUCGGCAAUUUCGUCGAUAGCGUCGGACCUGCGUUGCAGAAAGGCAAAUUCGUCAAUGUCUCGGUACCGAUAGCUGUCGGUCUAUUGGUGAUGAUGUAUCCCAUCUUGUGCAAGGUGAAAUAUGAGACUUUACACCGCGUCUUUGCGCAUCGUCAGAUAUGGGUACAGCUAGUAUUCAGCGUCAUUGUCAACUGGAUCAUUGCACCACUCGUUAUGCUCGGUCUGGCUUGGGCCUUUCUGCCGGACAAGCCUGAUCUUCGUAAUGGUCUGAUAUUCGUGGGCUUGGCCCGCUGCAUUGCCAUGGUCCUCAUCUGGACGGGUCUCGCAGGUGGCGAUGAAGAAUAUUGCGCCAUUCUCGUCGCUUUUAACUCCAUACUGCAAAUGGUUCUCUACGCACCACUAGCAAUUCUCUUCGUCAACGUCAUCAGUCACAGUGAAAGCUCUCAAGUCUCAUAUUCCACGGUCGCCAAGAGCGUUGGAGUCUUCCUCGGAUUACCACUUGGAGCAGCUAUCGCCACCCGUUUCAUCCUCCGAGCGGUCAAUGCCACUUGGUACGAGCGAACAUUUCUCAAAUGGAUAGCUCCAUGGUCACUGAUUGGACUUCUUUACACCGUUCUGGUCCUUUUCGCCUCCCAGGGCAAGCAAGUCGUCCAUCAAAUCGUCUCGGUCGUCCGCGUGGCUGCGCCACUUAUCGUCUACUUUGUGAUCAUCUUCUUCCUGACCUUGUUAAUCACAAAACGCCUGGGUUUCGGAUACAAGCUUGCAGCAACGCAAAGUUUUACCGCAGCCAGCAACAAUUUCGAGCUGGCCAUUGCUGUGGCCGUCGCUACAUUUGGUGCUAACAGUGACGAGGCAUUGGCGACCACAGUGGGGCCAUUGAUCGAAGUGCCGGUCCUGAUAUCCCUUGUCUACUUGGUGAAAUGGAUUGCUGUUCGGUGGAACUGGCACGACUAG
Messenger RNA from Exophiala oligosperma, 1158 nucleotides. RefSeq names its product arsenical-resistance protein. The record is from RefSeq and is a predicted model, not a curated record. Lineage: Eukaryota; Fungi; Ascomycota; Eurotiomycetes; Chaetothyriales; Herpotrichiellaceae. Bases 1 to 1158 code for a protein of 385 amino acids. Gene Ontology annotation, cellular component: plasma membrane. Gene Ontology annotation, biological process: arsenite transport; antimonite transmembrane transport. Gene Ontology annotation, molecular function: antimonite transmembrane transporter activity; antiporter activity; arsenite transmembrane transporter activity. The transcript has 4 exons.